Molecule: messenger RNA, 551 nt
Organism: Acaulospora morrowiae
Lineage: Eukaryota; Fungi; Glomeromycota; Glomeromycetes; Diversisporales; Acaulosporaceae
Source: the annotation of a GenBank genome assembly
GUGGAAUGGCUUUCACCUUUAAGAAGACUCUUGAAAAUAUUCAGAUUGGAAAUUCACUAUACGAUGAAGAGGGUGCAAAAAUUGUGAAGAAAAUUGUAGAUAAAGCGACCGAAAAGAACGUCAAAUUGGUCUUCCCUGUUGAUUAUGUCACUGCUGAUAGAUUUCAUAAGGAUGCAAACACUGGAUAUGCUACUGAUGAAACCGGUAUUCCGAGCGGGUGGUUGGGUCUUGAUUCCGGCGAAAAGACAAACAUUAUCUUUAGAGAAACUAUUCUCGAAGCCAAGACGAUCCUAUGGAAUGGACCAACGGGUGUAUUUGAGUUCGAAAAAUUUUCAAAGGGCACAAAGUCCGCUCUAGACGCUGUAAUUGAAGCAACAAAUAAUGGUGCAAUUACAAUCGUUGGCGGAGGUGAUACCGCCACUGCUGCCGCAAAGUGGGGCGCAGAAUUGAAAAUUUCUCACGUUUCUACAGGCGGUGGUGCUUCGUUAGAAUUGCUUGAAGGAAAGGAGCUACCCGGUGUUGCUGCACUUUCCGAAAGAUCCUCUCUAUAA